Messenger RNA from Wyeomyia smithii (pitcher-plant mosquito), 2054 nucleotides. RefSeq lists its product as uncharacterized. The transcript has 3 exons. Gene Ontology annotation, cellular component: nucleus. The coding region runs from base 371 to 1831 and encodes 486 amino acids. NCBI's taxonomy places the organism in Eukaryota, Metazoa, Arthropoda, Insecta, Diptera, Culicidae. The record is from RefSeq and is a predicted model, not a curated record.
AAUAAUUACGUUGUUUAUCUUGAAAGGAAUACGAAUAUCGAUUUCAGAGAAGGUCAAAUAUUUUAUAUUAACCUUGACUAACUAAAUUCAAAACUGCAUCGCAGUAGGCUGAGAAUCACCGCUUUGUUCCAACCGUUCCAAUUGCCUAGUGUCUCUAGAAAAACAAAUCAAAACAGAAGUACGUGUAAAAAUGGGCAUUCGUUAUUUGGAAACCUUUAUCGGAGAUGAAGUACCAAACGGGUAUUUUUGGACUAACAUAAAAAAUUAAGGAAGAGAAUACAGCAGCCAAAACCUAGACUCGGAACCAAUACUGGUUCUGGACACUUCAUCGUUUUUAUUGGCGUUUUGCCAAAUUGAUGUCAGUGGACAAAUGUGCGGCGGGAGAUUCAACCGUGCUUUUUCUAUCAUGAGCCGUUUCUUCGCUGAAUUAUAUAGAAUGAAAUUUAAGUUAAUAUUUUUUAUCCGUGAUAGAUCUUUGAAUUUUAAAUAUAAUAUUUUCUACAAGUGUUUCACCGAUAUGACUGACACUGUGGAUGAAGGUUUAGAUUUGCAAACACUUGUCAAUUAUUCAACAUGUCCGCGUAACUACGACUAUGUGAUUAAGCAGCUAGGGAAAAUGUAUGGUACAGUCAUCAUAACUGUUGAUGCAGACUUCUCAGUACAGGAAUUGGUUGCAUAUGCCAAUUCAGUCGAAGCGUUUGCUAUUAUGAGCAACACCACAUCGUUUCUUUUAUAUGAAGGAAAUUGGCGCCUUUGGUCAUCUAAAGAUAUCGACAUGGAAAAUUUAAUAUGUAAAGAAUACAACCGGAAGGCAUUGAUGCAGACCCUCGGACUUUCUUAUCGACAGAUGGCUUUUUUCUCAACUAUCUCUGGAUGUUACAAGCUUUUACCAUAUGAAGAAAUUAAAAGAUUUCGUUCACAACUUGGAAUUCUUGGCAUGGCUAACUUUGUUCGGGAACACUACAGCGCCUUGAAUAAACCUCGAGAACUGCAGGCAAUUGUGUCGAUUAUAUAUUAUCGAUCACAUGUGAAUCGACAAAUGGUAGAAACUUUUCGUCGUUCUUUAAUGUACCAUACAACAGAAAGCAUCCCAAACCGGAACCCAACUAAGGAUCAUGUCAUAGACACGCUCUUGGCUUUGGAUCAUUCAUUGCCGUAUAAAAUAUGGACGAGACAGAAUUGCAACAUAAUCACAUAUUUUAUAGAUAUGCGGCUACCCGAGUUAGGAAAACAGUUUCCACAAUUAAUAAUUCCCAUUUUCCAACGCCUAGCCGGAAUAGUACUGUUUCACAAACGCAACCAACGACAAAUCUAUGACGGAAGGGACGUUAUUCUUGUCAUUAAAAUCGAUCACUUAGCAGAACAUCAAGAGAAAACUGUUACAGCGCAGUUUCCUGAAGACAUUACUCCACCACCGUUAUUGGAUCUUUACUCCAGUGAUCCGAUACUUUGUGUCAAUCUCUACAGUACAAAGCUACAACUGUACUGUUGGGUCGUAUCCAACGGGCUAGAGCACGGUGUACUGGAAACGAUUCCGGAGCGACUCCGCGUAACGGUUAGCACCAUUUUUUUCCUAAUGGAAAAUCACAUUCUCAAACUGUUCGAAGCCGACCUCUUACUGCAAGUAGCCUUCGAUGUGAUGCAUGAAACGUUCGACCACGAAACGAUUAAAUACCCCAGCCGUUUGGAUAGCCGGGCCUUCCACGUGGUUUUCGUUUACCAAGAGUUUUACAACCACUUUUCGGAAGCAGUUAAAUUGGUCGGUCUUGCCGGGAAGGAUUUUCGCAACUAUCCGCCACCGAUAUGCAGAGUGGAAGGAACGAGGAGGUAAUUUGCAGCAUAUCAAAUCAUGGAGAAUUUAUGCAGACGUUGGCGAGUGAUCUUUUCGAACAUAUUAUUUACCUAUCUAACUAACUUAAAGUUGCAUUGCAACAUCAACAGCAGGUUUUAUACAGAGAAAUGUGCCGAUUCUUUUGUAGUUUGGCACCUAAAAGUUCAUUUUGCAAUUGUUAGUUGCACUAUUUAUGAAAGGCUAAAAGCGCGAAAUGACUAAG